AAUAUUAGUCUCUAUUUGGUUGACAUUUACAGCAAUCAAAUGUUGUUAACAAUCACUGACUUAAUGAUCGAAUCAAACGUUUGUUGAUUUUGAAUGAAUCGAUGAUUCGAUUAAUGAAUUCAAUUGUCAUUCAAUAGCAAUGCAGUCAUUGAAGAGAUAAUUAUAUUAAUUGAGUUGUCGUUUGAAUUUAGGAUCAAUUAAUUGAUUUUAGUAUUGAGUUAUUUAGGCAUAGAUUUUGAGGUGAAUGUCAUGUCAACCGACGGGUCAGAUAAGCGGUCAGUUGACAUAAAGUCUGGAAAUAUUAAACAGUCGGGCGAUGAAGUGUUGGAUCCGAUGGAAGCGUUGUCUCAGUUGGAGAAACUUAUAUCACAAACAAAAGAGUUUGUCUCAAAUGACAACAAGAAGUUGACUUUCAAUGACAACAAAUUGCUCAACGAUUUGUUGGACAAACCCAUCAGCAAUGGUAAUGAUAACGAUGUAAAUAAAGAAAGCGAUGGCGAGUCUGUUGACGACAUGAAUGGGGAUUUAGCCGAUGAUGAAGAAGAUCUUAUUGAUGAAGAAGUGUCAGAUACAGACAAUCGAGACAAUGAUAAAAACAACUCAAAGGGAUUAAAGAGAACGAGUGAUAAUUGUGAAGAGGAUAACAAUUGUAGUGAUGAUGAAGAUUAUGACAACGAAAAUAAAGUAUCAAAGCCUAAGAAGAAAAUGAGAUCGUCUGAGAAGAAAAAGAAAACAUCGACACCAAAGGCUAAGAAGCGAUUAUCUAAUCCAAUGAAGAGGAAAAAUAUUAAGGAUAUUAUGAAUGAAAACGAUUUGGACAAAGACACACAAUUGGCCCGAAAAGAGGAAGAAGAAAGACUUCAAAGACAAAUAGAGCGCGAAAAUCAAAGACGACACGAACUGAUUCCCAAUAAGACUGACAAUAAUUUUUUGUCGUUCAGAUUUGCCGAAAUUCCAGACAACGAUGAAGUGCUUCUUAGCAGUGAUGAUGAAAGACGUAAUGAAUCGGCAGUACAUAACAAAUCAAUCAGUAAUCAAACUGCAGAUUCAAUUGAUAUAAUAGACUUAUCAUCGGGUGAUGAGGACUUUACACCAUCAAUAACACCUUCCAAUGGAUGCUCUGGUUUUAACAAUAGAAGAGUGGAUUACGAAAACAGUGGAAUUUCAUUAGAUUACAAUAUGGUUGGCGCUGACGAUGUCGAUGACAUUCAAAUUGUUGAUAACAGCGAAAUGACUCAUAACACACUCGAAGAUAUGAAUAACUGUGGUUCACAUACAGAUGACACUUUGAACGCACCAGACGUUGAAGGCCGAGUACUGGUUAAUGUUGGUCAUCCAACUGAAGAUUCCGAUAUAUUUUUGGCGCCACAACUAUCUCGAAGUGUUAAACCGCACCAAAUCGGAGGCAUUCGCUUUAUGUACGAUAAUAUUGUUGAAUCGUUGGAUAUGUUUAAAAGUUCACCCGGUUUUGGGUGUAUUCUCGCACAUUCAAUGGGUUUAGGAAAGACCAUUCAGGUGAUCUCAUUCAUCGACAUUCUCUUGAGUCACACAAACGCUAAACUAGUUCUUUGUAUUGUUCCUAUAAAUACACUACAAAAUUGGAUCAAUGAGUUUAAUAUAUGGUUACCCGAUUCAACUAUAGAUAAAUUCUUUCAAAAACCCGGACACGAAACUCCCGGUGAAGUAAAGUAUAGAUCAUUUAAGGUCUACGAUAUUAAUGACGCAAAGUCUACUAUAACGAGAGCUAAAGAGAUACUACUUUGGCGUAAAAAUGGAGGCGUUUUACUUAUGGGUUACGAAAUGUUUAGAAUAUUGACAUCGAAUAUAAAACAAAAGUCUAAAAAAGAUGAAGAGAUUAAUCCAUUUGAAUUUGAAAAGAUGAAUACAGCUGUCAAAGAGUCAUUGUUAACACAUCCGGAUCUGAUUGUCUGUGAUGAAGGACAUCGCAUCAAGAAUGCUAAGGCAGGCAUAAGUCAAGCUUUGAAACUAAUUAAAACUAAACGAAGAAUUGUUUUAACGGGUUAUCCAUUGCAAAACAAUUUGAUUGAGUACUGGUGUAUGAUUGACUUCGUUAGACCUAAUUAUUUGGGAACCAGACAUGAGUUUAUCAAUAUGUUUGAGAAACCAAUCACUAAUGGCCAGUGUAUUGAUUCAACUGGAUAUGACAAACAACUUAUGAGAUACCGGACACAUGUAUUGUACCAAUUAUUGAAAGGAUUUGUCCAAAGACGCAGUCAUAUAGUGCUCCAGAAUGCUCUGCCCAUGAAAAAUGAAUACGUGUUGAUGUGUCGAAUGACUAAAUUACAAAAAGAUCUGAUGAUGGCAUUCAUGGACACAGCAAUCCAUGAUCCCGACUCUUUAGGCACAUAUAAGGGUCGCAUAAAUAUUUUAGUCAUUUUUGCCGUUUGCUGUAAAAUAUGGAACCAUCCGGAUAUCAUUUAUGAUAUUCUUCGGGAAGGUAUAUCUCGUGAUGAUCUCGACAUCGAAGCUAUUCCAACGAAAAACAAUAAGACUAACAGAAAUAAGAAGAAAAAUGAUAAUAAUAUGAACAAUAAUUUGGAUUCAUUUAUUAAGAAUGGAUUUGGAUUAGACUCAAAUCGGAUGAAAGGAAAUAAUUAUUCAAAUGAUUUGAUGAGUGAGUUAUUUGAUGCUCCGUUGAGGACAAGAAAUGAAGGAAUAAUUGAUUAUUCGUGGGCUGAGCCAAAACUUGGUGAUUAUAAAGUGGGACUAAUCGAGAAUUCUUUUAAAAUGUUUUUAUUAUUCGAGAUAAUCAAAGAGAGUAUUGCUUUGGGCGACAGAUUAUUGAUAUUUAGUCAAUCGUUAAUGACUUUGGAUCUAAUAGAAAGAUUUCUACAGUCAAGAACAGUGCCAAAUACAGGGAACAAUUGGAUUAAGAAUGUAACAUAUUAUCGAUUAGACGGAUCGACUUCUACUCACGAGAGAGAAAGAUAUAUCGAAAAGUUUAAUAAAACAAAAGACGCCCAUCUUUUUCUUAUAUCUACCAAAGCUGGAAGUCUUGGUAUUAAUCUAAUUGGUGCCAAUCGUAUUGUAAUAUUUGAUGCCAGUUGGAACCCAUGUCAUGACGCACAGGCAGCCUGUCGUAUAUAUCGCUACGGACAGGCCAAACCGUGUUAUAUUUAUCGACUGAUUUGCGACAACUCACUGGAGAAAAAAAUGUAUGACAGACAGGUCAACAAACAAGGAAUGGCCAAUCGGGUAGUGGAUGAACAAAAUAUUGAGGCCAACUUUACGUGGAGAGAAAUUACCGAAUUGUUGGCCGAUUUAAAUACAAUAGAAGAGCCACCCAUUGAAGUGUUUACUGUCGAACAGUUGUCUAAAUUUAAUGACGAACUCAUUAAAAGGAUUUGUCGCAAACAUAACUACUCAAUAACACGACUUCCCUUUGAACACGAAUCGCUAUUUUUGGAUAGAAAGGAACAGAAGUUGAAUUCUCUGGAAAAACGAAUGGCUUUCAGACAAUAUGAUGAAGCAAAACGAGGAAAGGUUACUAACGAUAUGCUUUCAUCUCCAUAUUCACUCAAUCACACCACUAGUAACUAUCCUCCUUAUGGACUACCAUUUGGAGGGGGAGGGAGUGUCAAGUUUGAGCCAACUUAUAAUUCAUUGCCGGAUCAGAUUACUCCUACUCCUAAUCCAUUUUAUUUGAAUGGUGUUAACUCAUAUCCUAAUGUGAGUCAACCAUUGCCUGCAUAUCCACCACAACCUCGAAAUAUACAUUUCCAAAACUUUGACUCCAUUGCCGAAAAUAUGGUUCGCAGUGGAAAUACAGUCAAAAAGCUAAGAGUGCCCAAUGACUUAAAUAUUAGUGUAGGGCUUAAUAAUUCAGUCAGUAUUAAAAGAGGUGAAGAAGUUAUGGUUAUUCAAACUCCUAAAGGUCUUUACCUCAGAACAAAUGAGGGUCACAUCAUAUCCAUAAAAAAUUCUCAAUCAAAUGCCUUUUUGUCACAAAUGCCUUCAUCUAUGCCUCAAUCGAGUAACUCAUUUGGUGUUCUUCAGCCAAACUUACAAUGUGGUGGUACUGUUCAUUGUUUGCCGUCAUCACUAAGACUUACCGGUAACUCUACGUCCACUGUUUCGCACCCACCAGAAGUGGUCCAAUUAAGUGAUGACGACGACGACAAUGACGACGACGAUAAGUUACAAAUGACUAACAUUUCCGAUAAUAAUGAGACACAAACUAUCGAUAGCAGUACUAAUGAUCCAUCAAUAUUGUCAAACGGAUCGACAGCUAAUUUAGAUACAUACCCAACAGCUGAAGAGAUUAAUAAUUCAAUGGACCAGUUCUUAGUGUCGACAGUGGAUAACGAUGACGACGAUGAGUGCCAAAAAUACUCGAAUGAUUUGUCAUUUGAUUCACUACUUGAUGAACCAUUAGACAACUCUUCAUUGAUUGACACCACGUCUUCAAUUGAUAAUCUUAUGCCUUCUCAUAGUUCUCACGAUAACUCUAUAACAUAUUGA
Oppia nitens is the source of this 4482-nucleotide messenger RNA. RefSeq names its product helicase ARIP4-like. The coding region runs from base 250 to 4482 and encodes 1410 amino acids. Gene Ontology annotation, cellular component: nucleus. Lineage: Eukaryota; Metazoa; Arthropoda; Arachnida; Sarcoptiformes; Oppiidae. The transcript is spliced from 6 exons. The record is from RefSeq and is a predicted model, not a curated record. Gene Ontology annotation, molecular function: ATP hydrolysis activity; ATP binding; ATP-dependent chromatin remodeler activity.